AUGGAUUGGACGAAUGAAAAAAUCAUUAAAUUUAUACAAGCUAUUGAAACUUAUCGUGUUUUAUGGGAUUCCAGUCACCAUGAGUAUAAAAAUAGAAAUAAAAAACACGACGCCACUCAAGAUUUGGCUCAACGUUUUAAUUGUGAUUCGACUGAGGUAAUGAGAAAAUGGAAGAUUAUUUUGGCGCAAUACCGAAGAGAAAAGAAGAAAAUCUCGGAUUCAAAAUCUUCAGGUUCUGGGAUUUCAGAUAUAUAUAAGCCAAAAUGGUUUGCUUAUGCAUAUCUGAGUUUCUUUCAUGGGAGGGACGAACCGAACGUCAGCAUGUCAUCACAAGAUGAAAUAAAUGAACAAUUAAUACAAGAUAUCAAGUAUGAUGAAACAGACACAGAAAAUGAAGAUCAAGAAUGUCCUCAUAAAAGGCCAGUCAAAAAGUUGAAGAUUCCAAAGAACUCGCUGAAACGUCGUGCUGACGAUGAAGACCCGAGAGUUACUCAUACUUCGUCCGUAAUGGAUAACGUAAAUAAGCAGAUGGAAGCAAAUAAGCGUGAUGACGACGACAUUUUUGCUGCAGCCGUAGCGACGAAAUUAAAAAAAAUUAAAGAUGGGCGGACGAAGAUUUUAGUGCAACGGGAUAUCGAUAAUUUAUUGUAUGACGCCAUUAUCCUCGAAUAUGGUUGA
Messenger RNA from Pieris macdunnoughi, 678 nucleotides. The record is from the annotation of a GenBank genome assembly. NCBI's taxonomy places the organism in Eukaryota, Metazoa, Arthropoda, Insecta, Lepidoptera, Pieridae.